This is a messenger RNA of Prunus avium (sweet cherry), 3543 nucleotides long. Its product is annotated as forkhead-associated (FHA) domain-containing protein. Gene Ontology annotation, cellular component: nuclear membrane. The record is from RefSeq and is a predicted model, not a curated record. Gene Ontology annotation, molecular function: protein binding. NCBI's taxonomy places the organism in Eukaryota, Viridiplantae, Streptophyta, Magnoliopsida, Rosales, Rosaceae.
GUCCAGCAAUUACAAUAAUUUGGUCAAAUCCUCUUUCUCUCAAAUAAAAUCAUCUUCUCUACUCAGAAUCCAAAUUCUUGAACAAAAACUGAGCAUCAUUUCUCUUUCUCUGCUAAGACAGCCAGUGACCAUGGCCAAUGAGAAUGAGAAGAAGAAACUCAAUGACGAAGAAGACGACGAGCCCAAAAUCCCAGUCUUCACAGUCCUUAAAAACGGAGCGAUUCUCAAGAACAUCUUCAUCGUCAACAAACCCCCACCCCCACCCACCAAUAAACCAAUCUCCUCCGUCCAUCAACAAACCCAAGAAGAAAUCUUGAUCGUCGGUCGCCACCCCGAUUGUAACAUCGUCUUGACUCACCCCAGCAUCAGCAGAUUCCACCUCCAAAUCCUCUCUAACCCUUCUUCCCAGCAGCUCUCUCUCACCGAUUUAUCAUCAGUGCAUAGCACUUGGGUUUCGGAGAAGAGGCUUGAGCCAGGGGUCAGGGUGGAGCUGAGGGAAGGGGACAUACUGAGGGUUGGUAGUUCCAGCAGGGUCUACAGCCUUCACUGGAUAUCUUUGAGUCGAGCCUAUGAUUUCGAAACGCCUUUUGUUCCGUUGACAAAUAACGAUGAAGAUGAAAAUGCAGAAGGAGUAGUCCAGGGUGAGAAUUCUCUGUCAGUUGAAAACAAAGAAAUUGAAUCUCCGGAUUCAAAUUCUGUGGGUAUAGAAUCUUUGUUGUCUGAUGAAAAUUUUGGACUAAGUGGGAAGAAGGAGAUCCCAUCAGCACCUCCAAUGCCUGAAAAUGCCAUUUACUCAAUUUUUGAUCAAAUUGAAGAAGGUGGUGAUGGAGUGAAUGAAUUCUCAAGCUUCUGGGCAUUUGGAACUGAAUCGGUGAACCUAUUUUUGAAUAUGGAAGAAUCUAGUUCUCAUCCAAAGGAAAACCUAGAGAGUUCCUCUUUUAUUGAAACGGAAAGGGAAACUUAUCCUACUGCUCAAGUGCCUGAGGAAACUGAGAACCAAAGCCCAUUGAGAAAAGACCAUGGACAGAUUGAUUUUUCAUGUCCGUCUGGACCUCUAGUGAUGGAGAACCUAUCCUUCCCGAUCGGUGAAGUCCUUGGAGAGAACAAAGAUGAACAAGUUGAAGAAGAAAGCCAGGAACCAAUUUUGAACUUGCUGGUUAACCUGAAUUCUGAACAUUUACAAGAAAAGGAAGAGGAAGCUUAUCCUGCUGCUCAAGUACCUGAGAAAAUUGACAGCCAAAGUCGAUUGAGAAAAAAUGGUGGACCUCCUCUAGUCAUGGAGAACCUAUCCCUGCCGAUAGGCGAAGUCCUUGGAGAGGACAAAAAUGAACAAGUUGAAGAAGAAAUCCUGGAACCAAUUUCAAACUUGCUGGAUAACCUGAAUUUUGAACAUUUAGAAGAAAAGGAAGAGGAAGCUUAUCCUGCUGCUCAAGUACCUGAGAAAAUUGACAGCCAAAGUCCAUUGAGAAAAGAUGAUGGACCUCUAGUAAUGGAGAACUUAUACUUACCGAUCGGCGAAGUCCUAGGAGAGGACAAAGAUGAACAAAUUGAAGAAGAAAGCCUGGAACCAAUUUCGAAUUUGCUGGAUAACCUGAAUUUUGAACAUUUAGAAGAAAAGGAAGAGGAAACUUAUCCUGCUGCUCAAGUAUCUGAGAAAAUUGACAGCCAAAGUCCAUUGAGAAAAAAUGAUGGACAGACUGAUGUAUCGUGUCUUUCGUCUCCUCUUGUGAUGGAGAAUUUAUCCUUGCCAUUUGGGGAAGUCUUUGCCGAGAGCAAAGGUCAACAAGUUGAAGAAGAAAGCUUGACCUUGGAACCAGAAUCAAACUUGCUGGUUAACCUGAAUUUUGAACAUUCUGAUGAAGUAGAAUGUCCAGUGGAUGAUAGAAUUGGAGAAACUGAAAACAAAAAUGUGUCACCAGAAGAGCCUGAAAAGAGGGAUGCUACAAUCCUAUAUUCUGAACCUCGUAUGAAAGAAUCUAUAAACUCAUAUCAGCUAGAUGGGAUUCUGUCAGAGUUAAUAGAUGACAGAGAGAGCCAGACCCCACAAUCUCUCUUUACUGCAGUAGGACAGCCUGAAUCAGACCUCUGUGAAAGCCCUCCACUGAGAUCAGAGAAUAAAUCAGACAUGAGGGGAAGCAUUUGGGCAAGAAGAGGUAAACGUGCUAGUGUUGUUCAGCUUCAAACAGAUAAGAGUAGAGGGAAAAAAGUGGAGGCAAGAUAUGGUGAUGACAUUGAACUGGAGGAGGAAAUCUUUACACCAGACAAGGAAAAUUUGACCCCAAAUACUCUUCGACUGAGGUCCUUGAAAAAGAAUGGUGAGAUAGAAUUUAAGCAUUCCAAGUCAAGUAGAUCAUCCUCGUCGAAACUAAGUUUAAUUUCCAGUAUCCGUCAACAAGAUCUGAUUGUAUCCCCAGAAAAAGAAAACCAGAAAUUGAAGGAACUCCGAGAAAGAAAAUCAGUAGGAACUACUUCUGGAAAGCAAGCUAGGGUGGAAAAAAAGUUGACGGAAACAAAAGAAAGAAGAGAAAGGAUGCCAUUUCAAUCACUACUUAAAAAUUCUGGAGGCAAGAACAUAUCAGAAACCUCGGUCCCAAACACAGCCACAAGAGGCAGUGCAUCUUCCAGUUGUACUAGAACCACAGGAAAGGUCGCCAAUCCACUCCUUAAUAAAUCUGUUGGAGAAGGAAAGAGGAGGGCCUGGACUAUGGUUGCAGACACUACUACUCUUCUUGACAAGGAAUCGAGGAAGUCAUUGCAGCUUCUACAAGGUCUUAAGGGGACUCGGUUAAUAAUUCCAAGAAUGGUCAUACGGGAACUGGAUUGCUUGAAGCAACGUGGCAGCCUUUUCAGAAGGAAAACAGAGGCUUGUCUGGUGCUGGAAUGGAUUGAAGAUUGCAUGGUAAAAACAAAUUGGUGGAUCCAUGUCCAGAGCUCAUUGGAAGAUGGAAGACUGAUAGCUCCAACCCCUCCCGUUUCUCCACAGUCUCUAUCUAGUGAUAAGAGCUUUGGCUUUCCUUCUGGGGCAACAAGCUCAUUGCCUUUUUCAAGAUGGAGUUUGAUGGACCUUGCAUCACCAACAGCAGAAGACCAUAUCCUUGAUUGUGCUCUUUUGCAUAGAAAGAUGAAGAAUGAUGGACAACUUGUCCUUCUAAGUAAUGAUGUCACCUUGAAGAUCAAAGCCAUGGCAGAGGGUUUGCUUUGUGAGACAGCUGAAGAAUUCCGGGAGAGUCUGGUGAAUCCAAUAUCUGAGAGGUUUAUGUGGCCUGAUAGCUCUCCCCGUGGGCGCACUUGGUCAUACGUACCCGAUGCAGUUUUGAGAGAAAGGUACAGCAGCUGCCCUCUGAAGAAGUCAUCAACUGGAGAAGGUGCAAAGGGUUUGAAGCUCAUUUUGCUCCAUAAUUCUCAUUAUGGACAGAUCCGUUAGAUAAACUAAAAAUAAUUUAGCCUGCAUUGUGUAAUAGUUUUCUGUUGAGCAAAAUGAUGACUAAGUUGGAUUUCCUUUUGGUUUAAUUUUGGCUCUAUCAAUCACUUCAAAAUUCUUCA